Molecule: messenger RNA, 4597 nt
Organism: Bactrocera oleae (olive fruit fly)
Lineage: Eukaryota; Metazoa; Arthropoda; Insecta; Diptera; Tephritidae
Gene: mib1
Product: mind bomb 1
Biological process (GO): protein ubiquitination; Notch signaling pathway; endocytosis
Cellular component (GO): cytoplasm
Molecular function (GO): zinc ion binding; ubiquitin-protein transferase activity; protein binding
Source: RefSeq, a predicted model, not a curated record
GACAUUAUUAAGUACAUUUAAUAUUUGCCACGUAUAAUAAUAAAUAAAUUUUCAUACAUUCUGUUAUAAAUUUAAAAUUGUACAUAUUAUAUUAAGACUUUAAACUUUUUUUAACAUUUGAAACACCUGCUAAAAAACUAUAAAUUCUGUUACUUACAGUGCACCCUGUGCCUUAAUCAAAACAAUGCAAACAGAUGAAGUCGUCAAAAGCAGAAAAUACUAAUAAAAAGUAAUAUAGGGAAAACUGUUGAAAGAUUGUAGAUAGAAGGAACUGCAACAAAAAAAUUUCACAAGAGAAAUUUACGGAAAGCUGCAAUUAAACGUUUGUCAAGACUUUAAAAGAUAUUAAAAAGUUUAUUUUUAUAAAAAUAUUUGAAAAGUGAAAUAGCAAGCACGGUUUAAAAUUGAAAAGCGGUGCUUGCAAACACUGAAAAAGGCAACCAGAAAUACGAAGUGAAAAAAUAUGGCUUGUGCAGCAACUUCUGGCAAAGAAUCGACGACUGCAGUGAAUACUUCAAAUGGUAAUGCUAGUGUAAUUGGAGCAAGCGUUGUUGGAAAUACAAACACUGUUGGUGCAGCCGGAUUAGUGAAUAGUGCAGGGGGCGGCGGUACGGUAGCUAGUGCCACGACAGGUGCUGGCGUUGCGGGUGGAGCAGGUGCUGGCAGUGCCGUAGGCGGCAAUAGUGGCGGUGUUAGCGGAAGUAGUGGCGUUGCGGGAUCCAACGGCUCAUCAGGUGGAGCUACAGGCAAUUCUAAUGCUAAUCGGCAGGCACGUUUCGCUAUGGAAGGUGUCGGUGCACGUGUAAUACGUGGCCCGGACUGGAAGUGGGGCAAGCAGGAUGGUGGCGAGGGUCACGUAGGCACCGUACGCAACUUCGAAUCUUCCGAGGAGGUGGUUGUCGUGUGGGAUAACGGCACUGCGGCCAAUUAUCGCUGUGCCGGUGCAUACGACCUACGCAUUUUAGACAGCGCGCCGACCGGCAUUAAACAUGACGGCACAAUGUGCGAUACCUGUCGUCAGCAGCCAAUAUUUGGUAUACGUUGGAAGUGUGCCGAAUGUAUUAAUUACGAUCUAUGUUCGAUCUGUUAUCAUGGUGAUAAGCAUCAUUUGCGUCAUCGCUUCUAUCGUAUCGCCACACCAGGAGGCGAACGCAUUAUGUUAGAACCACGUCGCAAAUCGAAGAAAGUAGCGGUCCGUGGCAUAUUUCCGGGUGCACGUGUAGUACGUGGCGUCGACUGGCAAUGGGAAGAUCAAGAUGGUGGCGUCCUACGUCGUGGCAAAGUGAAUGAAAUACAAGAUUGGUCCUCAGCAUCGCCGCGUUCAGCUGCUUAUGUUGUGUGGGAUAAUGGCGCAAAGAAUUUGUAUCGUGUAGGUUUCGAAGGCAUGGCUGAUUUGAAGGUGGUUAAUGAUGCUAAAGGCAAUACGGUUUACCGCGAUCACUUGCCGUUGUUGGGUGAAAAUGGACCCGGCAAGGGACCACAUGGCUUUCAGAUUGGUGAUAAAGUCACCGUUGAUUUGGAUUUGGAAAUUGUACAGUCGUUGCAACACGGACACGGCGGCUGGACUGACGGCAUGUUUGAGUGCCUCAAUAAUCCCGGCAUAGUUGUGGGUAUCGAUGAAGAUCACGAUAUUGUGGUUGCCUACAAUUCAGGCAAUCGUUGGACUUUCAAUCCCGCAGUAUUGACAAAAGUAUCAUCACCUACAACGGCACCACCCGAGUUCCAAGUAGGUGAUAUUGUGAAGAUAUGUUCCGAUGUGGAGAGUAUUAAAAUGUUGCAGCGUGGCCAUGGUGAAUGGGCAGAUGCUAUGCAGCUGACACUUGGCAAAUUGGGGCGUGUACAGCAAGUUUAUCACGAUAACGAUUUGAAGGUGGAAGUGGGCAACACCUCAUGGACAUAUAAUCCACUUGCCGUUACAAAAGUGGCUUCAGCCUCUGCUGACGGCAGCUGUGUGCCCGUUAUUUCGAGCGGCGAACGUUUGUCUGCUAUUUUGAAGAAACUUUUCGAACCGAAUGUGUCUGGUGAUGCCACCGAGGAAUUUGUUAAAGCCGCCGCUAAUGGAUAUGCAUCACGCUGUGAGGAGUAUCUAUCUGGCAAUGUACAGGCGGCCACAUCCACCGCCGCAGGAGCUGCCGCUGCCGGCGCACAGGCCACCGUGCCCGAUGUAAAUGGCGUAUUCGCCGGCCACACUGCGCUACAGGCAGCCAGUCAAAACGGACACACAGAUGUGAUACAAGUGUUGUUGCAUCACAAUGUCGAUGUGGAAAUCGAGGAUAAAGAUGGCGAUCGCGCAGUGCAUCAUGCUGCAUUCGGCGAUGAGCCAGCUGUAAUUGAGAUACUCUCUAAGGCAGGCGCCGAUUUGAAUGCACGCAAUAAGCGACGUCAGACAGCGCUGCACAUUGCUGUCAAUAAGGGGCACUUGAAUGUGGUGAAAACUUUACUCUUGUUGGGUUGUCAUCCUAGUCUGCAGGACUCUGAGGGUGAUACACCACUACACGAUGCUAUAUCAAAGGAACAUGAUGAGAUGCUCUCACUUCUGCUUGACUAUGGCGCCGACAUUACGCUAACCAACAACAAUGGCUUCAAUGCGCUACACCAUGCCGCGCUCAAAGGUAAUCCGAGCGCUAUGAAGAUAUUACUCACGAAAACUAAUCGCCCGUGGAUUGUGGAGGAGAAAAAGGAUGACGGCUAUACGGCUUUGCAUUUGGCUGCCUUGAAUAAUCACGUUGAAAUCGCCGAGUUGCUCGUGCACAUGGGCAAGGCGAAUAUGGAUCGCCAAAAUGUGAACUUGCAGACCGCUUUACAUUUGGCUGUGGAGCGUCAGCAUGUGCAAAUUGUUAAGCUACUUGUGCAGGAAGGUGCCAAUUUGAAUAUACCCGAUAAGGAUGGCGAUACGCCGCUACAUGAGGCAUUGCGUCAUCAUACACUCUCGCAGCUGAAACAGUUGCAAGAUGUCGAAGGUUUUGGCAAGCUGUUGAUGGGACUGCGUAAUCCAAACAAUAAAAAGGCAUCCGCAUCGAUUGCCUGUUUUCUGGCAGCAAAUGGCGCAGAUUUAACCUUAAAAAAUCGUAAAUCGCAAACACCAUUGGACUUGUGUCCCGAUCCGAAUUUGUGCAAAACACUCGUUAAAUGCUAUAAUGAACGCAAAACCGAUGAUUCCGAAUUGCCUGGCAAUGUGGCCGGCACCAGUUUGAAUGCGCGCGCACGCGCACUUGCCACACCAGCCGUUAUUGGCGGCGCUAAUGGUGGCGUUGGCAGUUUGAACUCCUUGCCAGUGUCUGUGGUGAGUGCUGCUGGUGGUGGCAGUGGCGGUGGCAUAACAGCUAGUAUGCAUCAAACAGUUGCCGCUAAUCUGCCAUUGGGUACAGUGAUGAAAGGUGGCCCUGUAAGCAGUGCCGGUAUGAACAGUGUUGGCGCCGAUAUGCGCAAUAGCAAUACAAGCGGUGGCUUAAAUAGCUUGGCUAAUGAUCUGACGCAAUCGCUGCAUGCCACCAAUGAUGCGGUGAAGCAGGCCCCGCUGGAAGAAUGUCUAGUUUGCUCGGAUGCCAAGCGUGACACUGUGUUCAAGCCAUGCGGCCAUGUUUGUUGUUGCGACACCUGCGCACCGCGCGUUAAAAAGUGUCUAAUUUGUCGUGAAACUGUCACAUCACGUGAAAAAAUCGACGAAUGUUUAGUCUGCUCCGAUCGACGUGCAUCCAUAUUCUUCCGUCCAUGCGGUCAUAUGGUCGCAUGUGAAAAUUGCUCGGGUCUAAUGAAGAAAUGUGUGCUUUGUCGCACACAAAUUGAAGAAAUGCUGCCCUACUCCUUAUGCUGUGGCGGCGCUGGCAUUGCCGAGAAGGUUCAUGGCGUUGGUCACUGCUUAACCGACGAUAAGUCCAACGAAAUGCAUUGCGUUAAUACUUCAGGUCACGGUGUAGCUAUGAAUAAUACUGUGCCCGGCGCUAUGAGCACGCCUAUCGCCAGCGCCAACCAGCUGAAUAGUCAAAAUAAUAUUUUGGCUAGUAAUGCUGCAGCCGCCGCCGCUGCAGGCGCCGCAACUGUGCUGGUGGCACCAUCGAAUGUCAAUAACUUUCAAGUGGACGAUGUGCAGAAACUCAAACAGCAGUUGCAGGAUAUCAAGGAGCAGACAAUGUGUCCCGUUUGCUUUGACCGCAUCAAGAAUAUGGUAUUCCUUUGCGGCCAUGGCACUUGCCAAAUGUGCGGCGAUCAAAUUGAUGGCUGUCCGAUUUGUCGCAAAACUGUGGAGAAGCGUAUUUUGCUAUUUUAAGCGUGUGUGUUGCACAACGCCAACAACAACAACAACAACAUAUUAUUAUUAUUAUUAUUAUAAACAUAUAUAUCAUAUUUACCUGCUAUUUGAAAUUCCCCACUAUCCUCUGUAUAGCAAGCGUCUACUCUACUACUUCUAUAAUCUCUGCACCUUUCACUACCAACUAUUGUAUUACAUUUGCGAAUGCUGUGUGUUAUAUAUAUCAAAUUUUCUGUAUUUGCCGCCUAACAUGCAAGUACUAUAUACUACAAAUCGCCUGUAUUUAAAACUCAUAUAAACCUUAUAUGCAUAAUGGAUAAAUGUAUUAAAACGUACAUAAAAUAUUAA